AUGGAGACUGGUGUCGGUCUCACCAAUGCUCAAAAUUUAAAAUCGGUCGUCAAUUAUUCUUAUGGUUGUCCUACACCACUUUACUCACGCACAUUUACUUUACUUGUUGAGGAAAAGGAUUUUAUUAUUUUGUUGAUUUUCUUUUUACAUGCAAAACAGUCGUUGGCUGUCAAUCGUUACUCUAAAAAAAGUUGA
Messenger RNA from Dentiscutata erythropus, 195 nucleotides. Lineage: Eukaryota; Fungi; Glomeromycota; Glomeromycetes; Diversisporales; Gigasporaceae. The record is from the annotation of a GenBank genome assembly.